Messenger RNA from Hydatigera taeniaeformis, 588 nucleotides. Lineage: Eukaryota; Metazoa; Platyhelminthes; Cestoda; Cyclophyllidea; Taeniidae. The record is from the annotation of a GenBank genome assembly.
AUGCUAACUCUUAGUGUGGAUGCGGACACAGUGGAGUACCGUCGGUCGACAGAGUCGGAGUUUUCGCGACUAGAACAGGAGCGAGCAACAGCUCAAAUGGAACUCUCUGAGGUGGAAGAGCACUACCGCACCCUGUUGGGGAAGAGACGUAAUGCUGCAGCUGAAAUGUCUGCACCUAUCGAUUUGCCCUCGGAACAAGCAGAUUUGGAGCUCUACGCACUACAGAUGCGCGAAGAGCUGCUCUCCACUAAUCCCUCUAUUCGCGCUCUACCCGUCCUUCGUCUUUCUGAUAAUCCACCCAUUCAUCAAAGUAUCCAUGUGUCCUGCGAGCACUUGCGCAACCGCCUAGACAUGGAGACAGCCACCAAUCGGGAUCGACUAAACGAGGAGCGGUGGAAGCGAAUCCAAGUGGAAGAACUGCUGCGCUCACGUGCACGAGAGGCCAAUGAACGCAUAGCUGAGGUAACGCGGAAUUUUGAGGUCUCCAAACAGAACAUUGAACGGGCAACGGAACGCGCUUCUGCUGAGGUCAAACGACUGCAAGUGAGCCCUUCUGGCACUUAUUACCUACUUGCUUGUUUUAAGUAG